AACUACUAGUUGUUGGUUUAUGACAUCUUUAUCAGCUUAUAAAUACCAUGAUCCAGAAGGCAAUCUCCAACAACUUCAGCAGUAAGCACAGCUAGAUCACAACGAUUGGAAGCCAAAAUAUGGAUAGCAGAUUCUCAAGCACGGUCAUGAGUGCCCCGAUUGUAUCAAGGGGACUCAUUUUGACUAAAGCUUAUCAACCCAUUUGCACUCUUCCGAAUUCUUCCAAACUCAACGCCAUAGAAAGAAAAGAUAGUCUUGCGGUGUCCACCAAAAAUCACGGCAACCGUAGCUUAGGACCAAAACUAAUAGAAAUUGUGAAACACAAGCUGAGUUACGGUGCAAAAAUCCUACCACUUGGCCGUGAAGGAAGAAUCUUUCGUAAAAGUUUCAGUACAACAGAUUGUGAGAACUUGUUGCAUACUUCAAGGUGUUCCAUAUACACUACAGCUGGCGCGAUCACUGGCAUACUGUUCAUUUCUAAUGAAAGGGUGGGAUUUUGCAGUGAUAGGUCCCUCAAAACAUAUUCUGCAGCAGGGGAAGUGUUGAAGUUCCAAUAUAAGGUGUCAAUUCCGUUAGGAAAGAUUAAAGGAGUAGAAGAGAUCAUGAACAUAAAGAUGUCAUCGAAUAAGUAUGUGGAGUUGGUGACUGUGGAUAAUUUCAGCUUCUGGUUUUUGGGCUUUCCAAAUUCUAAGAAAACUUUAAGAUCUCUGCGUCAGGCUAUUAAUCAGUCACGAUUGCUUACCAAUUGAUGUAAAGCAUUAGUCAUCAAUUCCGUGUAUAUUUAGAUUAUACAACAAUAUGUUGCAGUGGCGGAACUAGACCUUCAACUCAGGGGUAUCCCAAAAUUUUUUAGGGGUGUCCUCGUACUUGUUCAAGGGUGUCCUGUGUAUAAAAAUCGGGAAAACAUUUUUUUUUACACUACUCGUAAAAACUUGAGCCGUAGCCCGGGCUACGCCCGUUUACACUACAGGUCCGCCCCUGAUAUGUUGUAUGGCUAUUUUUUUUAAUGGUAGCUGUAUAUACAUUUAUUGAUAGACAUUAGCCAUUGACAAUGAGUGAUUUUUCAUUGUU
Molecule: messenger RNA, 1071 nt
Organism: Helianthus annuus (common sunflower)
Lineage: Eukaryota; Viridiplantae; Streptophyta; Magnoliopsida; Asterales; Asteraceae
Product: GEM-like protein 7
Exons: 3
Coding region: 120-749 (209 amino acids)
Source: RefSeq, a predicted model, not a curated record